CCACCGAUCAGCUGUCCACGGAAGCCGCUUCGCAGGGCUUUCCUUCGCGCGUGCUCAGCUCUCGUCGGGAAGGCUUCUGCCUUAGAGGAUUUAAUGUCCUCAGAACGCGCUCAAAAUCCGGGCCCAUCGAGCGCGGUUCCUGUCAGAGGAACGAUCCCAAAACGGCCAGUGUAUGAAUUGGUCAUCGAAGUAGCUUCGAAUCGGUGUUGCAUCGCGUCGUGUCCCGGACAAAUUCUCUACGAGUUCCCGAAGGAGUCGGAUCGCUUGCGGAAAUGGUUGAUAUUCUGUGGAUUCCCCAACUUGCCAGAGUUCGCCGUGAGACACUACCGGCUCUGUUCAGUGCAUUUUGAGAGAACGCAGUUCGCGAAUGCCAAAGGUCUUCCCGGCAAGCUGUUGGACACCGCAGUACCGUCGCGAAGUGGUGCUUCCUUGCCUUAUGGCUUCAAUCCAGACUGUCCCGAAGAGCCUGGCAAACCUCUGCACGACAUUUUAGUGCAAGCACUGGCAGGUCGUAAAGGCGACGCUCCUGAGUAUUACAACACAAGUCAAUUCCUAGUCGACGACCACGGCGACGGUUGACAAUAUGGCUAGUCGCCAGGAUUUCUGUCGAUUGAUUCUGCCCGUUGAGAAGAUGCACAAACUGAACCGUCAGGGAAGAACGCGUCUCAAGGAUCUAGACGAGCCAAUACCACCCGCGCCCCAUUUCACCUUGAUAUCUGCCUAUGACAUGCUCCAGAAAGAACAGAUUGAACGCUUAUAUAAGGGACGAUUGUAUUUCGACAUCGAUUGUCCGGCCGAAGGAAGGGUGCUCAACUUCAAUUGCAAACUAUACUGUGAUAACUGGCAGGAGUGCAUCGCAUGGUUGAUCUGCACGAGCCGGGACCUGCAGCGCAAGAAUGAAUACGAUAUCGUUCAUUUCAAAAAUUGGAAGUUUCAUCUUUAUGCCCUGAAUGUUGUGUUCGCCAAGAGGAAGAAAAUCGACCUCAGAAUAAGGGAUCUCGCAGCGAAACUUGCGAGAGACGGCGAUGUAAUCGUGAUUCUUAGCUGAUCUUGGCUAUAUCCAAAAGGCGGAGGCCUACGAAGAAUCACGUGUUUA
Galendromus occidentalis (western predatory mite) is the source of this 1096-nucleotide messenger RNA. RefSeq lists its product as uncharacterized. Lineage: Eukaryota; Metazoa; Arthropoda; Arachnida; Mesostigmata; Phytoseiidae. The transcript has a single exon. The record is from RefSeq and is a predicted model, not a curated record. Bases 94 to 579 code for a protein of 161 amino acids.